UCACCACUGGGCCUGUCAAACGUACCUUAAUCGUUAAGGCCUAAUUGGUUUUUCCCACUGUAACCCCCUUCGUCUCAUGUAAUCUCAUUCCCAAUUUUUUGACCUCGUAUCCAUUUAUUCCGUAUCUGGUCUUUCAUUCCAACUUUACCAGAACCCCCUUUUUUUUUUUUUAACAUUGUCGCCCCUCGGCAACCUUUUGCGCCUGCUUUAUGUAUUGUCGCCGUUGAAUUUUAUCGACGGCACCAAUGCAGUCGUUUUCGAUCUGCUAGAUUGAUACGAUAAAGUUCAACCUUGUUAACUGUUAACUGGUUGAACGACGUCAAAAGGGACCCGGUAGCGUGUCUGACGCGUAUGCAUAUUGAUCGUUUAUUUGCCUAUUGACCGUUUAUUUGCCUAUCGACCACCAACCUAUUCAUCAAUACCUUCGCCGUCAUCGAACCUUUUGAGAGGGGAUCUUUCCCUUGCCACUCGCUACUCUGCGCAUUUCACUAAGACGAAUAUACGGAUAGACGGCGGUAGCGGGGUCUUUUCUGUAUGAUUGAAUAAACCAUCUUCGAUUACGACAACCACGAUAUAAUCAACGACUUACCGAUUGUACGAAACAAACUCAACCUCUCCUCUCCGACUGCCGUCUGCGAGGGCGUCGCUAAGUUCCAUUAUGGAUCUGCUUCGGCGCGCUUAUAGGCGUGUGCCUGCAGCCAUGAGCACGCCUCAGCUUCCCACCUCGGGCGAGAAGAGACCUCAGCUCAACAGGUUAACAUCGCGACUCGCUUUCUUCAGAAGACCUCUCAGAUUAAAAGGCAACUCCAGCAUAUCUGUCCCGUUAGGCGUGGUUGUUCUAUUUCCAUGCAUUGUUGUUGUCCUUAUCCUCGUGUUAUUUGUUAGGCAUCCCAGCUCUCCAGGGAGGAUAUUGAUGCCUGCUGGCGCACCACCAGCUAUCCGAAAAAUCAGCGAAGAACACGACAAAGUCUUCGUCUCGGGCUGUCUCGAACCCGAUACUACCCAAGAACGAGUCAACGGCGCGUUUGUCGUUCUCGCCCGAAACAAGGAGCUUGAUGGUGUCAUUCAGUCCAUUAAGUCUAUUGAGCGUCAUUUCAACAGAUGGUAUCAUUAUCCCUAUGUCUUCCUGAACGAUGGAGACUUCAACCAGACUUUCAAGGACAUCGUUCGCAACUACACUUCUGCUCCGGUCGAGUUUGGCAAAGUUGGCCCAGAGAUGUGGGGAUACCCAGACUGGAUAGACCCGAAAGUUGCAAAGGAGGGUAUUGCUAAACAGGGAGACGCCGCUGUGAUGUACGGUGGUCUAGAAAGCUACCACGCCAUGUGCCGAUUCUACUCCGGAUUUUUCUAUGACCAUCCUCUCCUUGCCAAAUACGAAUGGUACUGGCGUUUGGAGCCCGAGAUCAAGUACUUCUGUGACAUUACUUAUGACCCAUUCCGUAAGAUGAUCGAGUAUAACAAGACUUAUGGUUUCACCAUCGCUGUUAAGGAGCUUCGCGAGACUGUCCCUAACAUCUUCCGAUAUGCUUCUGCUUACAAGCGCCUGAACAACAUUACGUCUCAAGGUCUAUGGGAGAUGUUCGUCGAGCCCAAGCCGGAGAAGCCGCCGGCUCCUGAGGAUGACCCUAACUUCAAGCCGCCACUACCUGAAGAGAUAUUGCGAAGCGACCCCGGCCGAAUGGGCUUGCCCGAAAUUGAUCCCGAAGCCAUGGAGGGUGAGAGUUAUAACAUGUGCCAUUUCUGGUCAAAUUUCGAAAUCGCGAAGCUUAGCUGGUUCCGAAGCAAAGAGUACAAGGCCUUCUUCGAGAUGAUGGAUCGUAGUGGUGGUUUCUGGAUGGAACGAUGGGGUGAUGCUCCGAUCCAUUCUCUUGCUGCCGGUAUUCUUCUGGCGCCUCGUGAUAUCCACUAUUUCCGGGACUUCGGUUACCGACAUACCACUAUCCAACAUUGUCCGGCCAAUGCCCCUGCCCGCCAGCUUCCUCGUGAACCUUACCUCGAGAAGACAACUCAAGACGAGAGGAAACGAGUCGAAGAAGACGAGUAUUGGGACCAGUGGGACCCAGAGAAGGAGAACGGUGUUGGUUGCCGUUGCCGCUGCGAUACUGAUAUCGUAGAUGUUGAGGGUAAGGAAGGUUCGUGCUUGGCUGAAUGGGUUGACGUUGCUGGCGGAUGGGCUAGCCCGUAGUAAGAGUUCGUCAACUCCAGAGACAAUUUUGGCAAUUCCCGUCAACAACUACGGUUGGAUACCAAGUAUCUUCUAGUGGCCUUUUUCCAAGGCAUUGCCCGGCACAAAAUAUUAACGAUGGAACGACAAUUGUAUUUGGUCUAAAUGUGCUCCUCGUCGCUUUUUUGCCAGCAGAGGAGGGGUGCUUAGAAAUGACGGGUUUCGGAUAACGGCGCAGCGAAGGCUGAUAGGAGUGUAGCAUAUUACGUAUUAGGGGGGUAUACAUUGGUCCUCAACUUGUACGGCUUGGUAGUUUUGCCAUAGAAAGAGGACCUAGAGGCGGUUUGAUAGGUUACUUGUCGGUUACCGCCUAGGUCAAGGGUGGCGAACAUCAUAAUUCUGCAUGUAGAAGAGUUGCACCCUCAUGGUUCAGCUGGGUUGGCAUACUAUAUUGGUCUUCACAUCAAUCGUACAUAAUAUUCUCGUGUUAACAAA
Daldinia vernicosa is the source of this 2659-nucleotide messenger RNA. Its product is annotated as glycosyltransferase family 15 protein. Gene Ontology annotation, molecular function: alpha-1,2-mannosyltransferase activity. Gene Ontology annotation, biological process: cell wall mannoprotein biosynthetic process; protein N-linked glycosylation. The coding region runs from base 659 to 2185 and encodes 508 amino acids. The transcript has 5 exons. Gene Ontology annotation, cellular component: membrane; Golgi apparatus. The record is from RefSeq and is a predicted model, not a curated record. Lineage: Eukaryota; Fungi; Ascomycota; Sordariomycetes; Xylariales; Hypoxylaceae.